Molecule: messenger RNA, 2338 nt
Organism: Patiria miniata (bat star)
Lineage: Eukaryota; Metazoa; Echinodermata; Asteroidea; Valvatida; Asterinidae
Product: low-density lipoprotein receptor-related protein 2-like
Exons: 12
Coding region: 80-2338 (752 amino acids)
Cellular component (GO): plasma membrane
Molecular function (GO): protein binding
Source: RefSeq, a predicted model, not a curated record
UAUUUGCGUAUUUUAGAGGAAUGCAGCGUGGUAAGGUGGUGGGCUCGCGCGGUUCCGUUCACACUUUUCCCCCGGUGGCAUGGCUUACUCGCCUGGUGUUGCGCUGGUCUUGGUAAUAAUUUCAUGUCUUUAUGUACAUGGUGUUCCUUUCGGAUCCAAGAAUGGCGACGCUGACAACUCUUCCCCGAGAAUACUGGAAUAUGUCCGAGAUCAUCUCCUCGAUGGAGGCCUGAAGAGGUUAGCGAGAUCAGUAACCUCGACCCCACCCUAUAUUACCGAGAAGGACUCCAACUCGACAUUGGAUACGAAUACCGAUGUUAAUGAGACCAAGGAGAAAACAGCGCCAUUCAACGCUUGUAUACAAGACGGCGUACUGGGUUUCCACUGCCACAAUAGCAGCGUCUGUCUCCGGCUGGAAAGAGUCUGCGACAGCAAUCCGGACUGCGCAGGUGCGGAAGACGAGUUGCCGGAAUGGUGCCCGUGUGUUGAUGGCAUGUUCUGCAACAUCACCGACCAGUGCGUACCGAGCGAGUACGUGUGCGACGGCGAUCCGAGUGACUGCGACGGUCAGGAUGAGCAGAAUUGUGCAGAGGUCCGUUAUAAUUACUGCGCUGCUGACGAGUACCGUUGCCCUAACGGUCUCUGUAUAGCGGACUACUGGCAAUGCGAUGGGCGUAACGAUUGUCCUGGUGGUCAAGAUGAGAUGAAUUGCGCCAUACACACGUGCAGCCAGGGCCAAUUCAGAUGUGACUCGGGUGCAUGUAUUAAACAAUCCUGGUUGUGUGACGGGCACAGCGACUGCUUAGACGGAUCGGACGAGGGGACUCCGCCAUGCGAGCAGAAUUGCAGAUCGACGGAAUACACGUGUGCGGACAAGUCGUGCAUUGCUAUGAGUGCAGUGUGCGACGGGCGGUACGACUGCAGUACGGGAGACGACGAGGGUGCGCAGUGCGGAUGCAGCUCGCAGGAGUUUGAGUGCGCACCUGGAUCGUGCAUACCAAAGUCACAGCUAUGUGACGGCCGAAGAAAUUGUAUCGAUGGCAAGGACGAGCUCAACUGCAUUACACCGACAUGUCAGCGAGACGAAUACAAAUGUACCGGACCAGUUCAUAAGUGCAUCCCAUUAACUUAUGUGUGUGAUGGAGAGUUCACGGACUGUGCGAACGGUGAAGAUGAGCAAGAUUGUGGAUGUGGGAAUGGGGAGACGGAAUGUUCGGACGGCACCACGUGCAUCCAAGAAAACGAGGUUUGCAACGGCGUGGAUGAUUGCCCAUCGGGGGAUGACGAGAGGAACUGUGGGUGUCAACUCAGAGAGUAUGAAUGCCUGGAUGGGUCGUGUAUCCAGACGUCUGCCGUGUGCAACGGCAUUGAGGACUGUACGGACGCUAGCGAUGAGGCGGAUUGUCCGUGUCGAGGGAACGAGUUUACUUGCCCAGGGGAUGGUUCGUGUAUUCCUGCCUCGGCCCUCUGUGAUGGAAGGUCCGACUGCACCGAUGGAUCGGACGAGCGAGACUGCGGCACCGCACCACCUGUUUGCAAUCCACCUGUCAAUUUUCAGUGCCGGGAUGAGGAAUGCAUCGCGAGUGAGAAAGUUUGUGACGGGAGAAACGAUUGCAGUCAAGGCGAGGACGAGGUCGAUUGCCCAGGAUGCCCUGUCACACAGUACCAGUGCGAGUCCGGAGAAUGCAUCAGCAAAUCUAAACUCUGUGACUUCACCAUUGACUGUUUCCCUGGGAAGGAGGAUGAAAACGCAGACAGAUGUGGACCGAGUUUGUGCAACUCUGGACUGGGUUUUAUUUGCAACAGUGGGAAGUGCAUUGCGUCAUCCAAGGUCUGUGACGACAUGAACGAUUGCGUAGACGGAGAGGACGAAGUGGACUGUGUCACACCUCCACCUACAGUGAAUUUCGGGCCCGAAAUCGAAUUUUUGAAGAAUGACGUGCAACAGCUUCAAGAGCAAAUCACGUAUGUCGAUGAGAAAGUCGAUGCAAUUGGGCAAAACAUCGACACCUUUCAAAACGAACUCAACAACUUCGGAGACGAGCUGAACUCGCUGACGAACGAAGUCGGCCAAUUGAGAGACGAGUUGCCCAACUCGGGGGAAACCGAAGCAGUGCCGACCAGACAACCCCCUGAUGUGAGACCCGGUGGAGAUGAUGGAGGGCGCCCCGGUACCAGACCUGGCGAGAGACCGUCGGAUGGGGGCGGGAGACCGUCGGGAGGUACCGAUGACUCGUCACGCCCUGGGGAUAGACCAUCAGAUGGUACUAGUAGACCGGGGGAAAGACCUGGGGGCAGACCUUCCGGGGGUGCAGGUGAGCCCUCACGACCCGGGUAG